AUGGAUAUUGCUGUUGCGUAUCUCCAAUGCUGUGACUGGAAUAUCGAAGGAGCGGUUUCGUUGUUUUUUGAUAACGGAGGAGCUCCACUGGUAAAUGAGCCAAUCAUAGGGACGGAUGAUAAUAACCUGAGUGGACUUGUGAAUACUCCUGCCAACUGCAAUCACUUUGCUGAGGGUAUCAAACCAUUGACUUCAUCCACUCUUGUGUACAAGGAAGAGUGUGUCUAUUGUUUUUCCAAAUGGGAUCAAAACAAAGGAAUCGACGUCUGUCUUACCUGCUACCAGGGAUUCUGCACGGGUUCUGCAGAACACUCCCGCUUCCACUUCAAAAAAUCGGGCCAUCCGCUCUAUCUUCGUCUUUUCCGUCAUGAACUCCCUUCCCCUGCUCCCGCCUCCACAUCCGCAGAAAACGCCGAUUCCUGCCCAGAAAAACUCACGAAGCUCGCAAUCGGCGUGGAAGGAGGCGCUUUACCCCCCUCUCCGAUCUACGAAACGGACAUGCAAGUCGUGUGUCUGGCUUGCGAUCUUACGAUGCCAGCGCCAGACUUCGUUGUGUUUGAUCCUGUUUGUGACACACAGGUGCGUGAAAUCGGGGAGCGGAUCUUGUUGAGCGCGUCUGGCGAGAAAGAAAAAGAGCUGAGUCAAUGGGAGGCGGAGAACGCGAAGCCAUGUCCGCACUGCGAGGCCUAUCAACGCCCCGAUCCCUGUCCACACGUCGAUCUGAGUGAGAAUCGCUGGGAACGCUGA
Blastocystis hominis is the source of this 747-nucleotide messenger RNA. RefSeq lists its product as hypothetical. The record is from RefSeq and is a predicted model, not a curated record. Lineage: Eukaryota; Bigyra; Opalinata; Blastocystidae. The coding region runs from base 1 to 747 and encodes 248 amino acids. The transcript has 5 exons.